GUUGAGUUGAGUGGAGUCGGAUUGCGUAGCAUGUUUUUCUCUGUAUCGGUGACUGACUGAUGCAAGACACAGUCCAACUGAACUGCGGGCGUUUGUAAUCCAAGGGAAUGAAAUAACACAGACAACAUUAAUUCAUUAACUUUUUAUUGGAACGUGUCUGGAACUAGAAAUCCAUUCAGACAGAUUCAGGCAGGAUUGCGCUAUUCAGAACCAUGGACUUGCACAUUCUGGAUCACAGACUGCGAGUGACCAGCAUUUGCAAAAAUGGGUUGGUGAAUUUCACUCACCCACUGAUCAAACUCAUAUUUCUGCGGAAAAGAACAAGAUGCAAGUUCUUCAGUCUGACAGAGACCCCAGAGAACUUCACUGUCGUCCUCGAUGAAGAGGGAUUUAAAGAGCUACAGCCCUCGGAGCACCUUCAGGUGGAGGGUUCCGUGUGGCUGCCACUCAACGUCAUCUCCAACGGCAACGCUUCCAGCAGCUCACAAGCGGUGGGCGUGACCAAGAUCGCCAAAUCCGUCAUCGCCCCGUUGGCCCAGCAGCACGUGUCAGUCUUCAUGCUGUCCACCUAUCAGACGGACUUCAUCCUGGUGCGGGAGAAGGACCUGGCUGUAGUUAUCCACACUCUGGAGGAAGAGUUCAACAUCUACAGAGAGGUGGGGGGAGAGUACUCAGCUGUACUCAGCCAAGAUGUCCACAAUGGCUUCCAGAAGAACGGCAAAGAAGCCCCCCAGCCUACAGUGCACCCGGUGCUGAUACCACCGAACCAGUUCUGUGUGAUGAGUCUAGACCCAGACACUCUGCCUGCCAUUGCCACCACACUUAUCGACGUGCUCUUCUACUCCAGCAGUCCUAAAGAGGGCGCUCUUCCCAGCCAGGAUCUGGACUGUAUCAAGUUCUUCUCCUUCUCCCUGAUCGAUGGCUACGUCUCUCUGGUCAUGGACACUGAGGCACAGAGACAGUUCCCUGCUGAUCUUCUCUUCACAAGUUCUUCCGGGGAGCUGUGGAGGAUGGUACGCAUUGGGGGACAGCCUCUGGGUUUCGAGGAGUGUGGCAUUGUUGCCCAGAUAUCCCAGCCUUUAGCCGACAGUGACAUCUCCGCCUAUUAUAUCAGCACCUUCAGCUUCGACCAUGCCCUGGUCCCUGAAGAGGACAUAGUGAGUGUGACUGAGAUGCUCCAGCAGCACAGGAAAGAGCCAGCCUGCUGAUGGCGGCCUGGUCCGUACUACGCCCCUCUCCGUGUCUUGGGCCUGGGGCAGUACAGGGCUGGAGGGAGAUGCUAACUCUGUGCCUAGACUAGCACUGCAGCGUGAGCAGUAUUAACCAUGAACUUUGUUGCCAUGACCACCAAAAGCGCUUCUAGUAGGGGGUGUCUGUGAAGAGAGCCUCUUGUCUUCCCAGACUCCUAAAGGACACGCACCGAUUGGAUGCUGCCUGGAUCCUGACCAAUGCACACAGCGGGAUACGUGAAUUGGUGAAUUUAAAGUCCAGUUGUGAUGAUGGUAAAACUGUACUUAAGGACUGCAGGUAUAAUGCAUUAUGAUGUUGUUAUAAUGAAUGCAUUCUAAGACUUGUUAUAAGCCUAUAUAACCCCCUUAUGUCUUAUCACCCCAUAACAAGAGCUGACUAAAUAACAGCAAUUUUGAGUCCGUUGAAAAUGUUCUACAUAGAGCGAUAUAACGUUAAAGAGAAAGGGGGAUACCUAUCAUAGCCUAAGCCUUGUCUUAACGCAUUGUUAUAAAGGCGCAUACACUCUUAUAACGCAUUAUACCUGUAGUCGUUUUAUAAAGUGUUACCGUGAGGACUUUCUUAUGUUACUUUCCUGAUUGCAGCAUGGCACGAACAUGUGACUAGGAUUGUAAAAAAAACACGGCUGAGUCUUCCAGUGAUGUUCAUAUCGUAAUAGAAUGUGUCAAAGACCCCCUUUGUGUCAAAGGUCAAAUUAAUUGUGUGAGUGAAUUAUGUGAAGCACAACUUAUGCUUGGUAUAAACAAAAAAUCUCCAUUGGUGCGUCAUAUUCGCCACAUCUUCACAAAUUCUACUUGUAGUAGGGCACGUACAUUUUCUAAUCGCACCCCCAAUAGCCUAAGACACUCUGAAAUCUCAGCACAGAGUGUUAUUUUGGCCAAUUAUGUUUUUUACGACGUUCAAAAAAGUUCUAACUUAGUGUAUUUGUGGAAAUGAUUCUGUUAAUUGUUAAACAAAUCUAUCAGAAUUGUAUUUUCUUGGAAAACAUGCAGGCAAUACCACAAAAUAUAUUACAAAAAUCCCAUGAUCAUCCAAGGUUAAGUGCGGCUUUAUCCGAUGCCGUGAUGCAGUUACAACAUCAAGUUACUCAGAAUUUUUUUAAGGGUCAACAUUUCUUUACUUUUGUAGCUUUGAUACGAUCAACACUAUGUCUUAUUUACAUUUUCUUUUUCAAUUUGCACAAUAAACAACUUUGUUUUUCAUUUCCUUGUAGAUUGAUAAUGAAGCUACUAAUAUCAUUAGAAAUAAUAUUUUUCUUUGGUACAAUGACAUUUUGUACAAUAAAAAAAAUAUGUUCUGUGAAAUAUUUGUAAAAUGUACUGCUUUAUUCAAUAAAGAC
Messenger RNA from Salvelinus fontinalis (brook trout), 2587 nucleotides. Its product is annotated as cytosolic arginine sensor for mTORC1 subunit 1-like. The coding region runs from base 213 to 1208 and encodes 331 amino acids. The transcript has 9 exons. The record is from RefSeq and is a predicted model, not a curated record. Gene Ontology annotation, biological process: negative regulation of TORC1 signaling; cellular response to L-arginine. Gene Ontology annotation, molecular function: arginine binding. Lineage: Eukaryota; Metazoa; Chordata; Actinopteri; Salmoniformes; Salmonidae. Gene Ontology annotation, cellular component: cytosol.